Tetrahymena thermophila SB210 is the source of this 2160-nucleotide messenger RNA. Its product is annotated as selenoprotein O. The record is from RefSeq and is a predicted model, not a curated record. Lineage: Eukaryota; Ciliophora; Oligohymenophorea; Hymenostomatida; Tetrahymenidae. The transcript has 7 exons.
UGUAUAUCUAAAAAACAUUAAUUUUGUAAAUAAUUAAUGCUAAUUAGUAAAAAAAUAAUAAAUAAAUUCUUAAGUUAUAGGGUAAUGCAGUAGAAAUCAUCUAUACAUAAACUCCAAUUUUUAAAUCUAGCAUUUAAUUCUCUUCCUGUAGAAGAAAAUAAAGAUAACACUCCUCAUCAAGUAAGAGGAGCAUUUUACUCAAAAGUUAAACCACAAGUCCGUAAGAACCCUAAAAUAGUAUCUCUAAGUGAAUCUGCUUUGAAUUUGUUAGACUUAAGCAAAGAAGAAGUUCUAAAAGACGAAAAAGAAUCUGCUGAGAUUUUAACUGGAAAUGUGAUUCCUUCAAAUGCAUAACCAAUCGCGCAUUGUUAUUGUGGCCACCAAUUCGGUUCAUGGGCAGCAUAAUUAGGAGAUGGUAGAGCUAUUAGUUAUGGAGAUAUCAGAAAUUAGAAAGGAGAAAUUAUAGAAUUGUAGUUAAAAGGUAGUGGUAUUACACCUUACUCUCGAUUUGCUGAUGGAAAUGCUGUGCUAAGAUCAUCAAUAAGAGAAUACCUUUGUAGUGAAGCAAUGCAUUUUUUAAAUAUCCCAACUACUAGAGCAGCAUCAAUUACAAUUACUGAAGAUUAAGCUAUGAGAGAUCCCUUGUAUAAUUAGUAAAUAGUUUAUGAAAAAUGUGCAGUUGUUUUAAGGUUAUCUCCUACUUUUAUUAGAUUUGGUUCAUUCUAGAUUUGCAAUAAAUAAGGUCCAAGUGAAGGAUUAGGAGAAUAAAUGAUUCCUGAGUUAUUAGAUUUUAUAAUUAAAAAUCACUACCCAGAAUUCAAUGGCAAAGAAGAUAAAUAUAUGCUUUUUUUGCAAGAAAUUACUAAAAGAACAGCUCAAUUAGUAGCAAAAUGGCAAUCUGUCGGAUUUUGUCAUGGAGUUCUUAAUACUGAUAACAUGAGUAUUGUAGGAGUAACUAUAGAUUACGGGCCUUUUGGAUUUAUGGAGCAUUUUGAUAAAAAGCAUAUCUGUAAUCACUCAGAUAAAGAAGGAUAUUACUGUUAUCAGAACUAACCAAGUGCAUGUAAAUGGAAUCUUCUUAGAUUAAUAGAGGGUAUAAAAUGGGCAGUAAACGAAGAAUAAGCUAAAGAAUAUGUCAUUCAAAAUUUCGAUAAAAUAUAUUAUGAUCACUAUUAUACUUUGAUGAGAAGAAAAAUAGGAUUGUUUAGAGAGGAUUUGUAUGAAAAAAAUUUAUAAUUAGACAAGAAAAUCAUCAAUAACUUAAUGGAUUAUAUGGAUUCUUCUGGAAGUGAAUUUACUAAUUUCUUUAGAAAACUAAGCCAAAUAAAGUUAUCAAAGGAAUCUUUUGAUGAAAAUGGAAAUGUUAAAAUUGAGUAAUCUGAUUAAGAACUUAUAAAAGAUUUGCUAGGCUUUUCAGCAUAAAAGGACUCAAUAAUAGAAAGAUAAAAACCUAUGUUUGAUGAAUCACAACUAUUCUAAAUUAAAAAUCUUUAGAAGUCUAAUCCUAUGGUUUUAGCGAUGAAAGGUAUUACUGAGAAAUUCAUACAAGAAUAAGAGGAAAAACUUGAGAAGUAUUUUGAAAUAAAAGAUUUAACUGAAGAAGAAUACAUAGAAAAUAAUGAAUCAUCACUAAGAAUUUGGUUUAAGCUUUAUAAAAAAAGAUUGGCUGAAGAAAUUUAAGGAGAUAGUAUUGAUUUUGAUUUAAUUAAUCUAGAGAGAAAAUAAAAAAUGGACUCAGUUAACCCAGCAGUAGUUCUAAGAAAUUAUAUGGCUUAGUAAGUUAUUGAAUAAGCUGAAAAGGGAGAUUAUAGUGGAAUUGAAAAGUUAUUAAAGGUAUUAUCAAGGCCUUAUGAAGACGUCAAAGAAAAUGAUUAAGAAAUAAAAAUUUGUAAAAUUACUCCUGGCUGGGCGUCAAAAUUGUGUGUAAGUUGUUCAUCAUGAUUAUUUUCUUUGAUUUAAAAAUCAUAAAUUUGUGGAGUGAUUAUAAAAGUAAAACUUAUUAAUAUAAUAAUAAUAAUUAAAUAAAUAAUAUAUAUAUUGUUUUCUUCAAUUUUUCUUUAAUUUGUAGCCAGCUUAAGUUAGGUUUAAUCUCAUGUAUUACUUUAGCUGCUUUAAAGUUAAUUACAAUAGAUCAUGAUUUAAAUAAAUACACUUGAUUUU